AUGUCGCCGACCCUCGCUCCUCCCGUCAACGAUACCCAUCUGUCAUGCUCCUUCUUGGUUCAGUCCCAAAAGGUUCAAAAUGAAGAUGUUGUUGAUACUACAGAGAAGCUUAGGGCCCAAAACUUUUCACCUUCUGUUACAUCUUUUGCUAGUGAUGACAUGGCAAUGAGACAACGGCCACAUCAGAAGAAGUAUAAGUUGGGAAUUGGCCGAGUUAAUGUGUCCCAUUCUCAUAAACCUGGAGAGGUAGAUGAUGCAUCAUACUAUUAUAAAAAUUGCUUGGAGUCUGAGGAGAUCAUUUGCUUGGAUAGGAGAAUCACAACUGAAGCUGCAGAAGGACUGCAAAAGGCACAUAAAGUCUCAAAUUAUCUGAAGCUGGAUGCAGAGAUUCUUGAACAGAAAACGCAUGAGUCAGCAACCAAUGCAUUGGGAACUAUCACCGAUGCUUUGUCAAUAAUCUCCUAUUCAGAGAUACUACUUAAUAUGAAAGGAGAGGCUCUUCUCAUGAUGGGGAAGAAUAAAGAGGUAGUUCAACUGUGUGAGAAAACCCUAGAUACAUCGGAGUCAAGUUUACUUAAGGAACAUGUUGAAGCUCAAAGGAAGGAGCUUUUGCAAAGGAAACAAGAGGUGGAAGAAGUUGAAGAAAAGGAGAGAAUAGCAAAUGAAAAUUUAAAGAAGAAGAUAAAUUUGAAAGAGGAAACAGCAGCUGCUGUAAUGGCAGCAAGAGAUGCAGUUGAGACAUCAUUAAAAUUAGCAGACACACGGGCUACUCGAUUGAGGGAGAGAAUUGAAGAGUUGACUAGUCAACUUGAAAAACUUGAUACACAAAAAAAUUCCACCAAUAAAAAUAGGCCACGAUACGUAUGCUGGCCUUGGGAAUGGCUCGGGUUGGACCCUGUGGAAGCGGGACCCACUCGCCAGCCGGACAUGCAUCAGAAUGGUGCAAAUGAAGUGGAGCUUUCCGAACCUCUUCUCUGA
This is a messenger RNA of Lactuca saligna, 978 nucleotides long. NCBI's taxonomy places the organism in Eukaryota, Viridiplantae, Streptophyta, Magnoliopsida, Asterales, Asteraceae. The record is from the annotation of a GenBank genome assembly.